CAGAGCAUCGCAAUUUUAUAGAUAGCCCCACAAUCUCCAACAGAGAUACGAUUGUCAUGCCGUAAACGCUGCUCCCCCGCAGAUACCAGAUACAAUAUACAUACAUAGAUGCCUACGUAUAAGAAUGAUAUCGCAGAAAGUUGGACUUGGAUUCCCAACAUGUAAUGCGAUAAGCAAAUGCAGAAUAUGACCUGUUUUUUCGGAGCACGGGACCCAUGACUUUUUUACGAGCAUUACCGCGGAUUUAUCUUCAUAAUUUUCCAUUCCCAGAACUUUGUUGUGAUGUGAUGUUAACUUCGUAAACAGAAAUGGUGAAAGAAGCGAAGCCUUGACUUUGGACCAGUCCCCUAUCUUCCGUUACGUUGCAAUCUGUGGGAUUACGUAUCUCUUGGUUUUUUUUUUGUUAUUAUUUGGGUAUAAAAGAGCCUCGGCACUCGGGAUCUAUUAACAGUUCAGUAAAACAGUUGAGAGCCAAGAAAAGUGCACGCACGGAAUGCCUUACGUCCUAGCAAACUCCUACGAUGCAGAUCUCAAGAUCUGGAGUGGAUCGGAGAUCGAAGAGUACUUUGCCCCGGAUCUGUCCAUUGGGGAGAUUAUCUUCCAUGAGAUGCGGAGGCAUCCAAAGCUGAUUGCCCAAAUAUCCACCACAGAGGAGACAAUCCUCAUCCGAGAGGAGCUCCACUCGAAUGCGAUGCGCGUGGCCUCGUAUAUGCGAUCGAAGGGUCUCCUCCAGUCUGACAUCGUGGGGAUUAUAGCCAGGAAUACCAGCCAUAUCCCUGCCGUCGCGUAUGGCUGCUUCUUCAACGGCAUCGCCUUCCACUCGCUGAAUAUCGCCUACGAUCGGGGCACCAUCGAGAAGCUCUUUUCCAUCACACACCCACGGAUGAUCUUCUGCGACGGAGACGAGUACGAGAAAGUGAGAGAUGCCACACGGGGUAUGGAGGAUGUGGAGAUCGUUACGAUGCGGAACCAUCCGGAGGGUGGAUCGACACCCAUCGAGCAGAUACUCUCAUCCCCCAUCGAGGAGAACUUUCGGCCCGUGCGACUGGAGCAGGGCAUCGAUCAGACCCUGGCGAUACUCUGCUCCUCGGGCACCACGGGCAUCCCCAAGGCGGUGACCAUCACGAACAGUCGCCAGAUUCUUAUGGGGAGCUACUCCCUCACCACCUCGGAUAUCCAGUAUUGCCACAACACCCUCGAUUGGAUCACUGGCCUCUUGACAACAAUAACAUCUGGAAUUUUCAGCACUACGAGGAUUAUCGCAGACAAUGUCUUCGAUCCUGUCCACAUGAUGCGGCUCAUAGAGGAGUACAAGAUUACCUGGCUCAUACAGGGACCCUCACAGAUGGCGCAAAUGGCAAAUUGUCCUGAGUUUGAAGGCGCCGACUUGUCGAGCAUCCGUCAAUUCGUUUUUGGAGGUGGACGCUCUUCGGUGGAGACCCAGAAACAGAUCAGAAGUCGCUUGAGCAGCGACUGUCUGAACUUCAUGUAUGGAUUCACGGAACUGGGAGCCAUGGGUACCAUUAACUAUCACUUUGACGAGAAGCCCAACUCGGUGGGAAGAGUGGUCCCAGGCUUGAAGGCAAAGAUUAUCAGCGAGGAGGGCAAAUCCCUGGGUCCCAAUGAGCUUGGAGAGGUAUGCAUCCGUAAUGGCCAGUAUUGGGCAGGAUAUUAUGGAAACCCACAGGAGACUCGUAAAAUGCGUGACCCUCAGAUGUGGUUCCACACGGGGGAUCUAGGAUACUUUGAUCAGGAUGGCUUCCUGUACAUUGUGGAGCGGAAAAAGGACAUGCUGAAGUACCAGAACAUCAUGUACUAUCCGAAUGACAUCGAAACGAUCAUCUCCGAAAUGCCAGACGUCGCCGAGGUCUGUGUCUUUGGCGUCUGGGAUCAGGUGUACGGGGACAAGGCUGCUGCCGCUGUGGUGAAGAAACAAGGAACUGAACUCAACGCUCAGGACGUUGAGGACUAUGUGAAGGAGCGCACAGAUUCCAAGUACAAGCAUUUGCACGAAGGUGCCAUCAUUGUGGAGGAUCUCAUACGGAGUCCCAAUGGCAAAACGAAUCGAAAGGCCACCAAAGACUACUUUUUGGAGGUCAAAGAGAGACAGUAGAAGGGGAGAUCUUUUCUUUUUGAAUAAAAUCUGAUAUUUGAUAGAAAAAA
Drosophila pseudoobscura is the source of this 2163-nucleotide messenger RNA. RefSeq names its product luciferin 4-monooxygenase-like. The transcript is spliced from 3 exons. Gene Ontology annotation, biological process: fatty-acyl-CoA biosynthetic process; long-chain fatty acid metabolic process. Lineage: Eukaryota; Metazoa; Arthropoda; Insecta; Diptera; Drosophilidae. Bases 494 to 2113 code for a protein of 539 amino acids. Gene Ontology annotation, molecular function: long-chain fatty acid-CoA ligase activity. The record is from RefSeq and is a predicted model, not a curated record.